Messenger RNA from Strongyloides ratti, 1299 nucleotides. RefSeq lists its product as uncharacterized. Gene Ontology annotation, cellular component: axoneme; mitotic spindle. NCBI's taxonomy places the organism in Eukaryota, Metazoa, Nematoda, Chromadorea, Rhabditida, Strongyloididae. The coding region runs from base 1 to 1299 and encodes 432 amino acids. The transcript has 2 exons. Gene Ontology annotation, molecular function: alpha-tubulin binding. Gene Ontology annotation, biological process: cilium-dependent cell motility; mitotic spindle organization; mitotic cytokinesis. The record is from RefSeq and is a predicted model, not a curated record.
AUGGAAUUUACCUAUUUUGGAAAAUCUAAACAGGAUGAAGAUUUUUUUAAAUACCAUACAAAUAAUAAUUCACGUAAAAAUAAAUUUACUAUAAUUAAUGGGGAAAGAUUUUUGUUAGAGGAUGAAAAACAAAAAAAUUGGAUUCCAAGAAACAUUUAUAAUCUUGGAAAAUUUAAUUUAAAUUUUACAAAUACACUUACAUAUAAUGUUUAUUGUACAGAGUCAGAUGGAUUAUAUAGAGAAUUUUUAAAAAUUCGUCCCAUGAAAUUAUUAUAUCAUUUAGAUGAUUCUACAUUUACCUUAUAUGAACCAAAAACUAACAAUUCUGGUUACCUUCAGGGACCAGUAUUUAGAAGAAAAAAAGUACAUAGAAAAAAUAUUAUAACUGAUCAAUUUCUUUCAUGGCAAGAUUUUAAUAUUGGAGAUGAUAUAAACCUUUUUGGAACAUAUUAUCACGUUGCUUCUUGUAAUCAAUUUACUAGAAAUUUUUUAUCAGAAAAUGGAAUUAAUGUUAAUCCUGAUGAAGGAAUACCAUUAGAUUCAUGGACAAUGUCAAGAAUGGAAAAAGCUAAUGUUAAAGAUAAACUAUUGUCACAUCAUAAUAUUUCACAUUUUCAAAUGUUACCAAGACAAAUUACUUUUUAUUUAGCAUGGCUUGAUAAAGAAAAUGACUAUUGUAAUGGAAAACUUAAAAGAACAUUUAAAAUGACAAUUGAUACAUAUACCGAUAUUGUUACAAUGGUUGAAAUGACACCAGAACUAAAAGAUCAACUUUUUUUAAAAGGUGUCAGGUUGUCUUAUCAAACUUCUGAUGGAACAGAAAGAUACUAUAGAGCAUCUAAUUUAUAUCCAGGAAUGUGGAUAGAAGUAUAUAAAAGACCAAUGUUUAUUUAUAAUGUUGAGGGAGAAGAAGCAAAGAAAUAUAUAAUGGAACAAUUUGGUAAAGUAGAUUUUGGAAAUUGUCCCUAUAAACUAUUAGAGUCAGGACCACCACCUAAACAUUUUGAAAUUUCAUUAAAAGAACUUGUCUUUGAAGCUCGUACAGAAUCAUUGAAAAAUUUCAAAUUUUUAUUAAUAUAUGAUUCAGAAAACAAAAUAGUUAAUGUGUAUGAAGAAAGUAAACGUUAUCAAUGGCACAAAGGAAGGCCUUUUUUAGAAGAAAUAGAUGUAUCACAUCUUUCAAUAGAUAAUUUUAAUUUAAAAAAACAUAUAAAAUUAUUUAAAUGGGAUUUCAUAUUGGAAGAUUGUUCACCAGUUACCAAGGAGUAUCUUAAAUUCAGAUCAUCAAUAAAACAAUGA